Musa acuminata subsp. malaccensis (wild Malaysian banana) is the source of this 1427-nucleotide messenger RNA. Lineage: Eukaryota; Viridiplantae; Streptophyta; Magnoliopsida; Zingiberales; Musaceae. The record is from RefSeq and is a predicted model, not a curated record.
GAAGGCCUUCCAUUCUCAUAUUUCAAUAUUAUUUUCGGAAAUUUCAUAUUUUUUAGCAGGGAUUAAUGUUUUAUAUGAUAAAUUUGGUGCCAACAUUCUGUCUUAUGACCAUUUCAAAACACUCAUUGCCAGUUGCUUAAUUUUGUUCCUGUACCUUGGCAAGGCCUGCCAUAAAAAUACUAGUAAUCAUGGCAAGUGAUGCCUUAGUUCUCCACUUGAUCCUUCAAACUCAAGCUGCAUGAUCGACCAACUGAUGAAUGAAUCAGAGGAUGUCCGCUUUACUGUCAUCGGAGAGUGGAGUUAUUAGCUGUGAAAGCAUGAUUGUGUUGUCAUUUGCCGACUACCACAAGUUUGCCUCUGUCAUCAUAGAACUAUCGAGUCGAUGAGAUCAAGAAUCUGAAUUACAGCCCUAAUAUCCACGAGUUUUGAACUCAACAAGAAGCUUGUGAUCUGAUGUCCUGCUUGUGGUUGAGCUGUCAAACUUCAUUGGCAUCAAGACCUGCCACCUGCUUUGAGCUGGCUCUUUCUUGAGCCUCAGGUGCUGCAAAGAGGCCAUCUAGCGGCAGGAGGGAUGAAGGCUGCGAGGUGGAGGGGCUGCGAGCUCUGCGGCGGUGCGGCCGCCGUGCACUGCGAGGCGGACGCGGCGUUCCUCUGCUGGGCAUGCGACGCCCGCGUGCACGGCGCGAACUUCCUCGUCGCGCGCCACCUCCGGCGCGUCGCCUGCGCCGGGUGCGGCGCCCUCGACGAGGACCGCCUCCUCGCCGGCGCUGGGUCUCCUCCGGUCCGCUCCCUGUGCAGCGCCUGUGGCCCCGCUGGGUCCGGAUUCUCUGACGACUCGGAAUCGGUCUCCUGCAUCUCCACCGCGGAGUCGAUCGCGGCCGCGUCGGCCGGGCGGCGGGGGCAGGCGAGUGCGGAGGGGGUUCUGGCGAGAAGGGGCGGGCGUGCCGGUCUGGGGAGGCGGCGCGUCGCGGAAGCGGUGCCCGCUGCUGUGGGGCGUCUGAGAAGGGCGUGCCGGGGAACGGCGGAGACGCGCUCGAGGGUGAGCUUGGAGGCGGCGCCGUGGCUCGCCGCGAGGAGGCGCGGGUGGAGAGGGGGCGGCACGCGGGAGGAGGCGAUGCUGAGGAGCUCCAGGGCGGCUUCGGGCGUGCCUGUGGAGCUCAUCGUUCGAGCCUCGACUCGGCUCGCAGGUGCUGCGAUGCGCGCCAGAGCCAUGGCCAUGGAAGAAGGUUGGGCUGAGUGCUAUUAAAAGGCUUCCUUUCUCCUCCUCCUCUUUUACUUCCAGGCUUUGGUAAGUUGGAGGUCUGCAAUGUUAGUAGAAUAUGUGGAGAAAAAGGAAGAAAAAAACUGAGAAAGCCUAUAUAAUUGUGGUCAUGCUUUUAGUACCGCAAACUAUAAUGUAUUCAACUGUGCAUUAUAAGCUUGUUAGA